GCGUCCCCGCCCCCUCGGGAGCGCGCACAGGCAGACUGGUGGCUGCCCCGAGGAAUGCGCGGCACGCGGGAGGAGAGCAGGAGCAACCAUUCUGCGCGAGGCGGGGAGGGGAGGCCGGGCUCGGGCUGCAACUGGUGCGGGCCCCGAAAGGGAGGAAAGAGCCCCACCCUGCGCCGCCCCGACUUUCCCAGACGGAGCCUGCGAAGCGUCUUUGCCUCGGAGGCGCGGAAGAGCCGUCGCGGGCGUGGGGCGGCUCUGGUCCCUUUCCCCCGCUCCCCUCUCCCCUCCGUUGCGCGCCCUCGCUCCCGUCUGUGUGGCUGUCUCGCUGGGCGGUGGUUGAGUGCUGCGCGAAGCCGUGGCCCCUCAGUCAGUCAGUCCAUGAAGUGACUUUUAUGGCAGGCGAGCGGCUGGGCUGCCGGGCUGCCUCGGUUGGGGCUCCCAAGGAGGGGGAGAAAAAGGAGGAAGAAGAGCGGGGCUGGAGGCGCCUUGCAUGAGAGACGACGGAGGAGAGGGAGAGGAGCCUGAGGAGGGCACCCAGCCAGGCAGCAGCAGAGACGACCCAAGGCGGCAGCACCAAGAGCAGAGGAGGAGGAGGACUGAGGAGGAGGAGAGGGCCUUGGUCGCCCACUGGAGCUUUGCGCCGGCCAAGUUGCCGCCAAAGUUGUUUCCCGUCCGGAGCAGGGGGAGCUCGGGCUUCGGCUGGGCCAUGAUUUUCCCCAACAGCGGUGGAGGUGGAGGAGGAGGAGGCAGCGCCAACUCUGCGGGCGGCGGGAGGGCGCCGUAUAGGAAGCAGCAGCCCAUUGUGCCUGCACACCCAAUGGCUCCUCCCAGUCCCAGUAUCACCAGCAGCAAUAACAACAGCAGUAGCAGCAGCAGCAGCAACUCAGGAUGGGAUCAAUUAAGUAAAACCAACCUUUAUAUCAGAGGGCUGCCUCCAAACACCACCGACCAAGACUUAGUAAAAUUAUGCCAACCAUAUGGGAAAAUUGUAUCUACGAAAGCUAUUUUGGAUAAAACAACAAACAAAUGCAAAGGUUACGGCUUUGUAGACUUCGACAGUCCAGCAGCAGCUCAAAAAGCAGUAUCUGCUCUCAAGGCUACUGGGGUUCAAGCACAGAUGGCAAAGCAACAAGAGCAGGAUCCAACUAAUUUGUAUAUUUCCAACUUGCCACUUUCAAUGGAUGAGCAAGAGCUUGAAAAUAUGCUGAAACCAUUUGGACAGGUUAUAUCUACAAGAAUACUUCGGGAUUCCAAUGGCACAAGUCGUGGAGUUGGCUUUGCAAGAAUGGAAUCAACAGAAAAAUGUGAAGCAGUGAUUGCUCAUUUUAAUGGAAAGUUCAUUAAAACACCACCAGGAGUUUCAGCUCCUGCAGAACCUUUGUUGUGCAAGUUUGCAGAUGGAGGACAAAAAAAGAGGCAGAAUCAGAACAAAUAUAUACAGAAUGGAAGAGCGUGGCACAGAGAAGGCGAGGUGAGACUUGCUGGGAUGACUCUUACUUAUGAUCCAACUACAGCUGCUUUGCAGAAUGGAUUCUAUCCACCAUACAGUAUUGCAACAAACAGAAUGAUCACUCAGACAUCUAUUACGCCAUACAUUGCUUCUCCUGUUUCUACGUACCAGGUGCAGAGUCCUUCAUGGAUGCAGCCUCAACCCUAUAUAAUGCAGCAUCCUGGUGCUGUGUUGACUCCUUCCAUGGAACACACCAUGUCAUUGCAGCCUACAUCAAUGAUCAGUCCAUUGGCACAGCAAAUGAGUCACCUUUCCUUGGGCAGUACUGGAACUUACAUGCCUGCCACAACAGCUAUGCAAGGAGCCUAUAUACCCCAGUACACACAUGUUCAGACUGCAGCUGUUCCAGUUGAGGAAGCUAGUGGCCAACAGCAAGUUACAGUAGAGACGUCCAGUGAUCAUUCUCCAUAUACUUAUCAACAGAACAAAUAAUUGAGAGAUGUGUGGUGUUGAUCUUGCCUAGAGAAGGAUGCAAAGGCUGAAACAAUCAUGGAUUUUACUGAUCAAUUGUGCUUUAGAAAUUAUUGACAGUUUUGCACAGGUUCUUGAAAACGUUAUUUAUAAUGAAAUCAACUGAAACUAUUUUUGCUAUAAGUUCUAUAAUAAGGUGCAUAAAGAAAAAAGAAAAAUCCUUAAAUUCAUCCUAGUAGCUGUUCCCCUCCCUUCCUUGAACAGGUUUAUUUUAGUAAGAAAUUUUUUAUCAAGUAUUAUGACGCAAAAAAAAAAAAAAAAAAAUUCUGGCCAUGCACAGAUUGCAAUGGAGACAUGUUCACGUGCAUGACAGAAUUCGUCUCUGAGUUUUUUUUAUUUUGUUUUAAUUUUUUUAAUUGCAUAAGAUUUAUUUUUUUUGAAAUUUAAACUAGUAAACAUCCACGCCGAUGCUCUGUGCUUGCUGUGUGAGUGUCGCUAUAGUGCAGUGUUGCAGUUGUUGUGUCUGUUUCCAUAGCUUUCUGUUCUGUUCUGUUUUUUUUUCCUUUUCUUUUAAGGUAGUGUGAAGUGUCUAAUCCUUUUUCUAUCGAUUCCAAUUUGCCUUAACUCUUUUAAUGCUGUAGCUGUUUCAGUACGUAGUCCAAACUAAUGGUGUAGAAUGCUUUUGACCAAAUGAGCUGGUCUAUUAUGCCUUGUAAAACAGCAAGAUAGGGCUUCUAAGAGGUAGUCGAUUAAAAUUGCUGAAAAAAAAUCUGGCUUUUUAAAGAAAUGUGUAGUAAGUGUUUUUAAUGAUUUUGUUUUUCCUCACAUAAUAAUGUAAGGUUGUGAAAUGCAAGGUUGUGGGCGGGGCGGGAGGGAUGGUGGGGAGGGCAGGGAAAUGUUUUGUGUGAAACACAUUUUUCUGACAGGGGAAAUUUUAAUAGGAUAAAUUGUUUGUAAGGCCUUAUGCCGAAUUAGUUUUUCCUCUGCUAGUUAGGAACUCUGCUGUAUGAUGCAAUGUAGAAAAAAAAGAGAAAAAAAAGAAAAACUUUUUGCCUUUUUCCAGAAGCUAAUUGUUGUUCUAGUUUUAGGGUGCGGGGGAUUUGGGGGCGGGGGGAACUCUGCAGAAUGUCUUCUGUCCUUCCUUUCUUGUAAUGAAUAGUGCUUUAGAAUGAGGCUGUACUGAGACCUAGCAGAUAGAAGCAUUUGCUUUUACAGCAAAGGCAAAAGCUAAAAGACUCUUCUUUUUUUUCCAAAACAUAAUAAGCUGAGAUGUAAAGUAGAAAAAGAAACCUACUAGAUUGGGUACUAGCUCUCUAUAUUAGGUAAAUAAAGACUUGGCACUUUUUAAAGGUAACUUUACCAAAGAACAAAGAGCCAGUAACCAAUAAUUCUGAUUUGUCUCAGCAGUUACAUCUUCUGUAAUCUUUUACGAUUAUUAUUGUUAUUGUUAUUAUUAUUUUGCCGGACCAGUUUGCGGUUAGAAGAAUGUGCCUUUUUUUGUACAUUUGCAUUUAGGUUUUUAUAAUUUUUAAUUGACGUAUGGACACAAAACAAGCAAACAAACAAAAAGCAUGAAGGAAGACUUGGAUCCAAGCAGUGCCACACUUUACAUCAUCACUACAAGUGUUAAGUGUAAAGACGAAAAAUAAAACAAAAAUUUUGAAACUAUGAAAUUCCUGAUUUCACAAAUACACUGUUAUUUGUACUUUUUACAUAUUAGGUAAACUCACUGCUAUUAAAGCUCGUUUUAUUAUGAUCGCAUGUGUAUGAAAUCAAAUGGUAAAUUAAGUUGUCUUCCAAAACUGUGUACUUGUCUGGUCAGCUGUGUAUGAUCAGUUAUCUACCUCAAGGCUUAUUUCCUUUUGUAAUGGGACAGGUUGCUGGCCCUCCCUGUUACCACAGACCAAAUCAUCCUAGCUCAGGAGCUAGGCCUAAGCAAUCCUUUCUUUUCACUUAUUUUUUUUAGUUUUUAAAUUUUGUGUAUUCAAGUACAGAUGUCAGUGACAUUUCAUAGUUUCAAAAGUCAAUGCUGCUCUGAGAAGUGUAGAUUCUAGUAAAUUACAUAGUCAUAAGAAAUGUGUUUUGUUUCUUUUUGUUAUUAUGUUUUUUAAAGAAAAAAGUUGUGGUAUUAUUGGUUCUAUGCUCCCUGGAAUUGACUGCUUUGUCAAAGUUCAGACUUCUUGCAGCUUGUUUAUUCCCUGUAACUGGUGUGUCUCCAGAUCUGGAAGAGAACGGUAGAGGGAUAAGGUGUUAUUUGCUACUUGAUGUUUUUCUUCAAUUAGCUGAGCUUUAGGGUUAGAGGAAGGGAAGAGAGGCUGCUAGAAAGGUCUGAACUAAGUGCCAUACUCAUUAUCUGGGUAAGAUUUGCAAAAUGUAACCUCUGUACAUAAAGAAAUAAUCAGUUACUUAAACAUCACAUAGUAGACAGCCAUUAAAUUAUAAAAAAAUAAUUUAUGAAGAAAGACCUUUUGUACAGAUUGAAAAAAAAAGAUUUUCAUAGAGAUAUCUAUAUGAUCAAGAGAGUUAAUUUUUUAUUUUUGUUUUACUAGUGCCACAAACUUGCCAGUGGUAACUUAUUUGUCCGGUUCAAGAUAACUCUGUCAUUUUGUUGUUAAAUGCCAAAAGACAUUUUUGAACUGUAAAUUUGAUUAGCUUUUUUCUGUUUUUUUCUUUUGAAAAAUUUUGAAUAAAAAAAUAUCAAAAAUGAAA
This is a messenger RNA of Anolis carolinensis (green anole), 4630 nucleotides long. It is a transcript of the gene rbms1, whose product is annotated as RNA binding motif single stranded interacting protein 1. The record is from RefSeq and is a predicted model, not a curated record. Gene Ontology annotation, cellular component: ribonucleoprotein complex; nucleus; cytoplasm. The transcript has 14 exons. The coding region runs from base 491 to 1942 and encodes 483 amino acids. Lineage: Eukaryota; Metazoa; Chordata; Lepidosauria; Squamata; Anolidae. Gene Ontology annotation, molecular function: mRNA binding.